UAAUCAUUAAUGAGUAAAAAAUCUGAUCAUGUACUUUGCUCAUAAUAUAUUAUAAAAAACGUUAUAGUAAAUACGAUUUAAAAUGAAAUUCCUAUGUAAGUAAAAUGUAUUAACAACAGUACGAGUGAAUUUAUUUGGCACAGUGAAAUUUCUCCAAAUAAUUCGUAUUUUUUAUUAGUUAUACUUAAUAAACAAGAGUAAUGGGUAUUCCUAGUCCCUUUGUUUAUUGGGCACAAACUGACAAAAGUGUAUCACUAAAAAUUGAUUUAAGAAAUGUUUUGAAGCCUGAUAUUAGUGUAUGUGAUAAUAAUAUAAAGUUUGCGGCGCAAGGAGUGGGUGCUCAUGGAGAUAGUCAAUACGAAUUCAAUUUAGAUUUAUUUUCUUCAAUUAAGCCAAAUAAUGAUGGAAAUGCAACAACUGUGCGAAUUUUUGAUAACAGAGUGGAAGUGGUUUUGCAAAAGAGCAAGCCAACAUGGUGGCCGAGACUUACAGCUCAGCCUCAGAAACCGGCUUGGCUAAAGAUAAACUUUGAUUUAUGGAAAUCUGAUGAUGGUCAUGACAGUGAAGAGGAAACGAGAGAUGUUAUGUUAGACUACCCUGGCAUGUAUGACAAAUUACAAAAAGAAGAAAUGGGUUACAGAAAAGAAGAUGUGAAAAAGGUGUACCUGGUCAUAUACAAUCUAUGCCAGUUAAUUGGAUUUGUUUAUAUAUUAUGUGUGAUGGCUAUAAGAUAUAUUAAGCUGGACUAUGAUUCGGUUGCUGACACAUAUCAGCAUGUGGGUUCCGCAAUGAAGUUCCUACAACUCAUGAUGUUUCUAGAAGUUAUGCAUCCUUUGUUUGGAUAUACUAAGGGUGGAGUUCUCGUACCAUUCUUACAAGUAAGCGGCCGCGCAUUUGUUCUAUUUGCUAUGAUCGAUGCGGAGCCAAGGAUGCAGACGAAGCCAGUUGUUUUCUAUCUGUUCCUUAUGUGGAGCAUCAUUGAAGUUAUCAGGUAUCCCUAUUACAUAAUGCAAUUGUAUAAAAAGGAAAUUUAUAUUUUAACUUGGCUGCGUUACACAAUGUGGAUACCACUUUACCCACUUGGAAUUGUAUGCGAGGCCACUGUCAUUCUACGGAAUAUACCCUAUUUUGAAGAGACUCAAAGGUUUACCAUAGCAAUGCCAAAUGAAUGGAAUUUCACCUUCCACAUGCCAUCUAUGCUAAAAAUGUAUUUAUUGAUUCUUGCCUGCCCAGGAUUGUAUUUUGUUAUGACGCAUAUGUAUAAAUUAAGGAAAAUAAAGUUGAAACCAAAAAUUGUUAUUAAGAAAUGUAAAUAGGCACAAGAAUUAAAGACUAAAUUUGUGCCUCAUAUUGGCAUAUGUGGCACAUAGCACUUUAUUUCAUUUUUUUGUGGUGUAAUUGUUAUGCACACAUUGCAAUAUUGCUGGCUAUUUUAAUGAAAUUAAUAGUUAUUCUCUCUUCAUAACAUAAUGUAAUAAUCAGCUGUAGUAAAUUAGAUAUAUGUUUUCAUAUAUAGCUUGUGGUUUAUAUUUUAUUGAUGUAGAAUAUGUGCAAACCAUAAAUAAAAUAAUCUGAAUACAUAUUUGACGAUUGUCUCAUUAUUCAUGUAGUUUUUAGGAUAUAAAUAUAGGCAACAAUAUGUAGAAUAUUGUUUGUGUCUGCAUAUUACCAAUUUUCCUAAUUACUUGGGAACAAAGAUUCAUACAUUAUGUGGAAACUAUGAGCUAUUUUGUUUAUAAGUAAAUAUUAUUUUAAGGUGUUAGAU
Molecule: messenger RNA, 1765 nt
Organism: Vanessa tameamea
Lineage: Eukaryota; Metazoa; Arthropoda; Insecta; Lepidoptera; Nymphalidae
Gene: Hacd2
Product: very-long-chain (3R)-3-hydroxyacyl-CoA dehydratase
Exons: 6
Coding region: 201-1316 (371 amino acids)
Biological process (GO): fatty acid elongation; sphingolipid biosynthetic process; very long-chain fatty acid biosynthetic process
Cellular component (GO): endoplasmic reticulum membrane
Molecular function (GO): 3-hydroxyacyl-CoA dehydratase activity
Source: RefSeq, a predicted model, not a curated record